AUGGAUGAAGAUACUGUUGCAGAAGUCUUAAAGCAAAAGGGAUACAAUGACAUUCCUCAAGAUUAUAUUCACGAAUUUGUAGAAUCAUUGAAAAAAGAUCAAGAAUAUAAUGAAAAUGCAACAAAUAAAUCAGCCAACAGUAAUAAUUCAUCAGUAAAAGCAAAAACUAAAUCAAAACAAGUUCCAAAAAGGAAUAAGAAGUCAACAACUGGUAAAACAUCUUCAAAUCAAAAUCCAAAGUCUCAGAUACCAAAAAAUCUUUGCAAUUUUACAGAUGAAGAUGAUGUCACUAAAUUUUCAAAUGAAAUGAAGCGCCUCAGACAGGAUGAAAAAGAUCUAUUAGAUACUUUUGAAUGCGCAAUUAAUUUCUUUAAAGGAAAUUAUGGACCGAAUUCAAAGAAUGAAAGCUUUUAG
Molecule: messenger RNA, 414 nt
Organism: Trichomonas vaginalis G3
Lineage: Eukaryota; Parabasalia; Trichomonadida; Trichomonadidae
Exons: 1
Coding region: 1-414 (137 amino acids)
Source: RefSeq, a predicted model, not a curated record